Messenger RNA from Brassica napus (rape), 1221 nucleotides. RefSeq lists its product as uncharacterized. The coding region runs from base 1 to 1221 and encodes 406 amino acids. Gene Ontology annotation, molecular function: nucleic acid binding; RNA-DNA hybrid ribonuclease activity. The record is from RefSeq and is a predicted model, not a curated record. The transcript is spliced from 3 exons. Lineage: Eukaryota; Viridiplantae; Streptophyta; Magnoliopsida; Brassicales; Brassicaceae.
AUGGCCUUAGCUGUCGUCACCUCGGCCAGGAAACUGCGACCCUACUUUCAGUCGCACACGAUUGAAGUGCUCUCCAACCAACCACUCCGAACGGUUAUGCAGAAUACCAACCAGUCAGGACGGUUGACUAAAUGGGCGAUGGAGCUGAGCGAACAUGACAUCGUGUACAAGAAUCGCACAGCAGCAAAGUCACAGGUCCUUGCAGACUUCUUGAUCGAGUUAACACCAGAGCUGGAGCAAGACCUCAUCCUACCAAGAGAACUCAUCCGGCAGUCAUUCAGUUAUGGUUUUGCGGCGUCAAACAACGAAGCUGAGUACGAGUCCCUCAUCGCAGGGCUCCGCCUCGCCAAGGCAGUAAAGGCCAAAAGAAUCAGCGCUUACUGCGACUCUCAACUUGUUGUGAGCCAGUACCUCGGCGAUUACGACGUCCGCAAUGAAAGGAUGGACGCCUAUCUCAAACUCGUUCCUCGCGGAGAAAAUAUCUGUGUCGACGCCCUCGCUGCUCUAGGAAGCAAGCUACACGAUCAAGUCAAGAGGACAAUCCCAAUCCAUAAAAUCGAGAAACCGAGCAUCGACAUGAAGGCGGAACAGACUGCAAUUGCAGCAGCGAUUAGCGAAGCGAUGGACAUCGACGAAGCAGAACCUCCUUCGCAGGAUGAUCAGCCAACAGACUGGCGCAAGGAACUCAUCGAUUAUCUCGCUGAAGGUUUAUUGCCCACCGAGAAAUGGGACGCGCGGCGACUGAAGCGACGUAGGGCACACUACGUUGUCAUGGACGGGGAACUACACCGAUGGACCGCGAUGAAGGUGCUACUCAAAUGUAUCUCCGGCGAAGAAACGAGACUAGUCAUGGCCGAAACACAUGAAGGAGCAGCAGACAAUCACUCGGGCGGACGAGCUCUUGCAUUAAAAGUGAAGAAUCUCGGAUUCUACUGGCCAACCAUGAACGCCGACUGCGAGAGAUAUGUGCGCAAGUGCGACAAAUGCCAGCGUCAUGCUCUCACCUUACACAGCCCAACGCAGUUCCUGCAUACCCUAACUGCUCCAUACCCAUUCAUGCGAUGGGGAAUGGACAUCAUCGGUCCAAUGCCGGCAUCUCGCCAAAAGAAGUUCAUCCUGGUCCUCACAGACUACUUCACCAAGUGGGUUGAAGCCGAAGCCUAUGCCAGCAUCACCGACAAGGAGGUGCAAAACUUCGUCUGGAAUAACAUAAUCUGCUGA